AUGGAGCAGGAGAGCGUCAUGUCCAGCCUCCCAUCCCCUCCCUUCUACUUCGCGGAUGGCAUCGCCAACCUCCGCGACCUGGGCGGCUACGCAAUUUCACCCACUUCCUCCGUACGACGCAAUUACCUCUUCCGUUGCGCCACACUCUCCGAUACCACGCCUGAAGGCGCAACUUUCCUCGCCGACAAACUGGGUAUAACCACUAUCUACGACUUCCGUUCCAUUACCGAGUCAGAGCGUUCCCCCUCCGUCGAGAUCGCCGGAACAACCCGCCACCAUGUUCCCGUGUUCAGGGAUCAGGAUGCCAGCCCCGAAAGCCUUGCACUGCGCUACAAGGAUUAUGCCUCCUCUGACGGGCCCCAGGGUUUCAUGCGCGCAUAUGCGGAGAUAUUAAGAGCGGGGUCGGCAAGCGCGUUUCGUGCUGUAUUCGAACACAUCCGCGACAGAUCUGAGGAGCCUCUGCUCUUCCAUUGUUCGGCCGGAAAGGACAGGACUGGCGUGUGCGGAGCGCUGAUUUUGCGGAUUGCGGGAGUUUCUGAUGAAGUUAUUGGACGUGAGUAUGAACUCACUGAGGCUGGGUUGGGUGAGUUGAGACAGUACUUUAUCGACAGGCUGCUGGUGCAUCCCGCAUUUGGUGGGGAUAGAGGUAGCGCUGAGAGAAUGGUUGCAGCAAAGGCGGCCGCGAUGAUGGCGACAUUAGAUUGGAUUGAUAAGAGGUAUAACGGGGCUGAGGGAUAUUUGAAGACGGAGAUGGGAUUCAGUGACCAAGAUAUCAGGUUGAUAAGGAAAAAUUUGGUCAUUUCUGAGAAAGCAAUUUUGUGA
Molecule: messenger RNA, 822 nt
Organism: Paracoccidioides brasiliensis Pb18
Exons: 1
Coding region: 1-822 (273 amino acids)
Biological process (GO): dephosphorylation
Molecular function (GO): phosphoprotein phosphatase activity
Source: RefSeq, a predicted model, not a curated record